GCGAGCGCUGGUUAGCGACGGCGCAGUCGCCGUGCGGGCGGCGGACGGGCGGGCGCUCCGCGGUUUGAAUGGCUGCGGGCCGGCUCCCUCAGUUCACCUGAGAACCCGCUGGCCAGGCAGGGCUCCGCGAUGCCGUCGGGAGGCGACCAGUCGCCGCCGCCGCUGCCACCGCCGCCGCCGCCGGUGGCAGCCGCCUCGGAGGAGGAGGAGGACGAGGACGACGGCGGCGGCGGCGGCGGCGAGGCGGAGGAGGACGCUGGGCAGCCGCCCCGCUCGCCGCCGGCGCCUCAGAUCCUGCAGCGCUUCGACGAGCUCUGCAGUCGCCUCAACAUGGACGAGACGGCGCGGGCCGAGGCCUGGGACAGCUACCGCGCCAUGAGCGAGAGCUACACGCUGGAGGGAAAUGAUCUUCAUUGGUUAGCAUGUGCCUUAUAUGUGGCUUGCAGAAAAUCUGUUCCAACUGUAAGCAAAGGAACAGUUGAAGGAAACUAUGUAUCUUUAACUAGAAUCCUUCGUUGUUCAGAACAGAGCUUAAUUGAAUUUUUUAACAAAAUGAAGAAAUGGGAAGACAUGGCAGAUCUACCCCCACAUUUUAGAGAGCGUACUGAGAGAUUAGAAAGAAACUUCACUGUUUCUGCUGUCAUUUUUAAGAAGUAUGAGCCAAUUUUUCAGGACAUUUUUAAGUAUCCUCAAGAAGAACAGCCUCGUCAACAAAGAGGAAGAAAACAAAGGCGGCAACCCUGUACAGUGACUGAAGUUUUCCAUUUCUGUUGGGUGCUUUUUAUAUAUGCAAAAGGCAAUUUUCCCAUGAUUAGUGAUGAUUUGGUCAAUUCUUACCACCUUCUGCUUUGUGCUUUGGACUUGGUUUAUGGAAAUGCUCUUCAGUGUUCCAAUCGUAAAGAACUUGUAAACCCUAACUUUAAAGGCUUUUCUGAAGAUUUUCAUCCGAAGGAUUCUAAACUUUACUCUGACCCACCUUGUGUCAUUGAGAAACUUUGUUCCUUACAUGAUGGCCUAGUUUUGGAAGCAAAGGGAAUAAAGGAACAUUUCUGGAAACCCUAUAUUAGGAAACUUUAUGAAAAAAAGCUCCUUAAGGGAAAAGAAGAAAAUCUGACUGGGUUUUUAGAACCUGGGAACUUUGGAGAGAGCUUUAAAGCCAUCAAUAAGGCCUAUGAGGAGUAUGUUUUAUCUGUUGGGAAUUUAGAUGAACGGAUAUUUCUUGGAGAGGAUGCUGAAGAGGAAAUUGGGACUCUCUCAAGGUGUCUGAACACUGGUUCAGGAACAGAGACUGCCGAAAGGGUGCAGAUGAAAAACAUCUUGCAGCAGCACUUUGACAAGUCUAAAGCACUUAGAAUCUCCACACCACUUACUGGCGUGAGGUACAUUAAGGAUAACAGCCCAUGUGUGACCCCCAUUCCUACAGCUACACAUAGCUUAAGUCGCCUUCACACCAUGCUGGCGGGCCUCAAAAAUGCACCAAGUGAGAAACUGGAACAGAUUUUAAGGACAUGUUCUAGAAAUCCAACCCAGGCUAUUGCCAAAAGACUGAGAGAAAUGUAUGAAAUAUAUUCUCAGCAUUCCCAGCCAGAUGAGGAUUUGGGUAAUUGUGCUAAAGAAAUUGCCAGCAGACAUUUUCGUUUUGCAGAGAUGCUUUACUAUAAAGUGUUGGAGUCCGUUAUUGAGCAGGAACAGAAGAGGUUGGGAGACAUGGAUUUAUCUGGCAUUCUAGAACAAGAUGCAUUCCAUAGAUCACUCUUGGCCUGCUGCCUUGAAGUCGUCACUUUUUCAUAUAAGCCUCCCGGGAAUUUUCCAUUUAUUACUGAAAUAUUUGAUGUGCCGCUUUAUCAUUUUUAUAAGGUGAUCGAAGUAUUCAUUAGAGCAGAAGAUGGCCUUUGUAGAGAGGUAGUAAAACACCUGAAUCAGAUUGAAGAACAGAUACUGGAUCAUUUGGCUUGGAAACCUGAUUCUCCACUCUGGGACAGAAUCAGAGACAAUGAGAACAGAGUGCCUACCUGCGAAGAGGUCAUGCCACCCCAGAAUCUGGAAAGAGCAGAUGAAAUUUGUAUAUCUGGCUCCCCUUUGACUCCCAGAAGAGUGAAUGAAAUACGCACUGAUUCUGGAGGACUUGGAAGAGGCAUAACAUCUCCAGCCACGUUAUAUGACAGAUACAGCUCCCCAACAGCCAGUUCUACCAGGAGACGUCUGUUUGCUGAUAAUGAUAGUCCCUCUGAUGGAGGGACAACUGGGCACAUCCCCCCGCAGCCCCUAGUCAAUGCUGUCCCUGUGCAGAAUGUAUCUGGGGAAGCGGUUUCUGUCACACCAGUUCCUGGACAGACUUUGGUUACCAUGGCAACAGCCACUGUCACAGCCAACAAUGGACAAACAGUGACCAUUCCUGUACAAGGUAUUGCCAAUGAGAAUGGAGGGAUAACAUUCUUCCCAGUCCAAGUCAACGUUGGGGGUCAGGCACAAGCUGUGACCAGCUCUAUCCAGCCCCUCAGUGCACAGGCCCUGACUGGAAGCCUAAGCUCGCAACAGGUGACUGGAACAACCUUGCAAGUCCCUGGCCAGGUGGCCAUUCAGCAGAUUUCUCCAGGUGGACAACAGCAGAAACAAGGCUCACCUUUAACCAUCACUCAUAUGAGACCCAGGAAGACCAGUUCUUUAUCACUUUUCUUUAGAAAGGUUUACCACUUAGCUGGUGUCCGCCUUCGGGAUCUUUGUGCUAAACUGGAUAUUUCCGAUGAACUGAGGAAAAAAAUCUGGACCUGCUUUGAAUUCUCCAUAAUUCAGUGUCCUGAACUUAUGAUGGAUAGACAUCUGGACCAGUUGUUGAUAUGUGCCAUUUAUGUGAUGGCAAAGGUGACAAAAGAAGACAAAUCCUUCCAUAAUAUUAUGCGUUGUUACAGGACUCAACCACAGGCUCGUAGCCAGGUCUAUAGAAGUGUUUUGAUAAAAGGGAAAAGGAAAAGAAGAAAUUCUGGAAGCAAUGAUAGCAGAAGCCAUGAGAAUUCUCCAACAGAACUAAACAAAGCUAGAACCAGCAGAGACUCCAGUCCUGUCAUGAGGUCAAGCAGCACCUUGCCUGUUCCACAGCCUGGCAGUGCCCCUCCCACACCUACUCACCUGACAGGUGCCAACAGUGACAUGGAGGAGGAGGAGAGGGGAGACCUCAUUCAGUUCUACAACAGCAUCUACUUAAAACAGAUUCAGGCGUUUGCCUUGAAGUACUCACAGGCAAAUGGAAUGGAUACUCCUCCACUCUCUCCCUAUCCGUUUAUAAGAACAGGUUCUCCUCGCCGAAUACAGUUGUCUCACAAUCAUCCAGUGUAUGUUUCUCCACAUAAAAAUGAAACAAUGCUUUCUCCUCGAGAAAAGAUUUUCUACUACUUCAGCAAUAGUCCUUCAAAGAGACUAAGAGAAAUUAACAGUAUGAUACGGACAGGAGAAACUCCAACCAAAAAGAGAGGGAUUCUUUUGGAAGAUGGAAGUGAAUCACCUGCAAAACGAAUUUGCCCAGAAAAUCAUUCUGCCUUACUGCGCCGUCUCCAAGAUGUAGCUAAUGACCGAGGUUCCCACUGAGGUUAGUCUGUUGUAUUGAAACUGUCUUUUCAUACUCUGUUUAGCAGCAUCAUUUAAUGCAUGCUAAGUUAUGGGGCUUCCCCCCCUUUAUCCUUCUAAUGUCCUUAGGAUAUUCUUACUCUUCCACCUGCCUUUUUUCUCCUAUCAUUUAGUGCUUUCCAUCAUGGAUUGUUUUAAUUUUUUUGGCAAAACUUUUUAUAUGUACUGCCAAGAAAACAUGUUCAGAUAUGUGUACGAGAGGUUUCUGAUAUGCUCCGGAGGAGGAACUGUAUUUCAAUUCAUUGCUACCUGGUUUUCUGAUGAGCUGUGGUGCUCAUAAAAAGCAAAGUAGGUAUUUUAUCCUCAAACAUUUCAUAGGAAUGCAAGACUUGCAUUUCUGAAACACAGGAGGGAGCCCAGAUAAGAGUCCCAGGGUCACUAGCCCCAAUUCCCUAUCCCUUUGUGUAAUUCUUUCCUCUCCGCAUUAGAUGUGGUACAAUGUGAUAAGUGCUUGAUUGUUAAGUGUGCAAUGUGUGAGUGAACUUGUAUAAGAAGAGGCACUUUAGGGCUGUCAUAAGCAUGAUUUUGUAACCCAGAUUUUGCUGUAUAUUUGCGAUGGCACUUUCUACAAUGUGAACUUUAUUAAGUACAAAUCUUCUAAGCUAAACUAUGUCUUCUUUAAUGCAUUUGUACUUUUUUAAGACUGUUAAAGCCCCAGUCGCCACCUUUGGGGCAUGUUUUAAAUUCUCCUGGUUUUUGUUAUGUUGGAUCAUCAGCUAAUAUUUUAAAUCAAGUUGAAUAAGGGAAUUAAUAUGAAAAAUUAUGACUUGUUCCUUUAGGAGAUAGCUAUCCAAAAAGACGUGUCUAUUAAGGUGAUAUUUAAAACUAUCUUUGGGUGUGUUCCUGACAGUUAAAAAAAUAGGUUGGCGCAUUUAGAUUUUUAGUACAUAGUACCAUUUAUACAAAUUAGAAAAUGUUAUUUAACAGCUAUUCAAUUAUCUACAUAUACAUUUAUUAAUCACUAUUCUAGCAGUUUUAAGGUUGGAUGAAUAAUUUUAUUAGGGAGAAAAUUCAAUUGUAAAUUGAAUCAAUAUAAACAAAGUUACUAGGUAACUUCAUAUUGCUCUGAAAUAUGGAACUUACACUGUUCAAUUAGAAUAGUGUUUCUGCAAAAAUAUUUAUAAAACUUCUCAAGAUACUGCUACUGUAAUUUUAUAUGAGAAUAAAUGUAUUUUUCAAUAAAGCAUUUAUAAAUUAA
Messenger RNA from Sorex araneus (European shrew), 4819 nucleotides. It is a transcript of the gene RBL2, whose product is annotated as RB transcriptional corepressor like 2. The transcript is spliced from 22 exons. Gene Ontology annotation, cellular component: chromatin; transcription regulator complex; nucleus. NCBI's taxonomy places the organism in Eukaryota, Metazoa, Chordata, Mammalia, Eulipotyphla, Soricidae. The record is from RefSeq and is a predicted model, not a curated record. Gene Ontology annotation, biological process: negative regulation of G1/S transition of mitotic cell cycle; cell differentiation; regulation of transcription by RNA polymerase II. Gene Ontology annotation, molecular function: RNA polymerase II transcription regulatory region sequence-specific DNA binding. The coding region runs from base 130 to 3582 and encodes 1150 amino acids.